Cylicocyclus nassatus is the source of this 1326-nucleotide messenger RNA. The record is from the annotation of a GenBank genome assembly. Lineage: Eukaryota; Metazoa; Nematoda; Chromadorea; Rhabditida; Strongylidae.
AUGAAUACGCAUUUCUCAAAUACUGAAGGAGCAACACCGGCUUUUGAACAAGAUCUGGCAAUAAACACCGUUGACACAUACAAUUCAUUGAGUUCCUCGCAUACCCAGGCCUUAUCUGGCGAGCUUGAGGAAAGUCAACAAUGCUCUCCUUCGAAUGCCGCCUACCUAGAUGAAAACGAAAUGCUUGCGUCGAACUCAUCGAGUGAAAUUCAGCAAGAAAAUGAUGCGGACUUAGCAGCUCCGCGAAGUUCUGAAGCUCAUGCUGACAGACGCCGACAACGUCUAGCGGCGCAUGCCAAACGAGCAGCAUCUGAAAGAGCCAGUGAGACUGAUCACGAGCGUAGGUUACGACUUGCAGCUCUAGCUAAGAGGGCUAAGCUCAAAAGAUCAGUUGAAUCUGAAGAGGAGAAGUCAGUCCGUCUCGCGAAAGAUGCGGAAAGGGCGAGAGCAAGACGAUCGGCUGUGCUAAAAGAACGAACUAGAAUUACCAAGAGCGAUAAGAUCGAGCAGAAUUCCCAAGAAAGUUCGGUACAGCACGACCGUGGAGAAGGCUAUAUACAUAGUCAAUUUCCAAGCACAUCUCGUGCUUAUGGAUCGGAAGCUUUGGACAGCCAACAAUUACCACUCUCGCACUACUUCGAAGCCACCACUGCGGUUGCUUCGAUUGAUACUCAACUAAUGUCUGGCCCAAACGGGCAGGAUAGAGGAAAUUCAAACGAACCUCGCAUAUCCGAGGUUCUGAUUUCCGGUACACAAGAAUACCAUGGGGAAUCAGGACAACUCACCGCCACAGACUUACUCAGCACUACUGAGCAGUCAGUAGCCAGAAUGAUUCAAGAUCCGCUCGAAUCUGAUCAAACGCUAAAUAACCAUGAAGUUCUCUCGCAUCACAACGAGAACGAGGAGUUGAGAGAAGAAGCGGUUACUCAGGUAUGCCACCUCAGGAGCGACUACCUCUAUAUCCGUUUGAGGGUUGCUCCGCUACCAGAUGAAGUGGUAGCUUUACUCGAAGAGUCGGCAGAGAUUCUGAAGUUUAUAAAAGGAGACCAUGUAGAUGACACGACUUUGACAGAAUUCAAGGCAAAGCUGUUGGCUGUUUGCGAAGAGAAUUUGCCCUCUUAUCGAGGACCUUGGUGGUACAGAAAGCGCAAAGAAGACAAUGCCGAACUUGUUAAAAGGGCAGAGCCAAAGCUAACACUCUCCUCAAUGGAUUUCCUAACUAUCAUAAAAAGCCUAUAUGGUACAGCAGUGAGUGACUUGCUAAUCAUUUUCUACUCUCCUCAAGCUUUUCAGAAUCCGAGCAAAUUUACACCACGUAUCUGCUAG